AUGGUGCGCAUUGCACGGGUAUGGGCCGAGCACCACGAGCCAGACACCAUCGGUAUUGGAGAAGCCCGGCCACGCAUUUCCUGGAGCUUCGCCGGCGACGAGGAAACUUGGGAACAGACCAGCUACGAGGUUGAGAUCAAACACAACGAUGGGAAAUUAUCGUCAGUCACUAUCGAAUCAUCCCAAUCUCGACUCGUACCGUGGCCGUUCGAACCGUUGUCUUCGCGAGAGCGGGUCGAAGUCCGAGUGCGAGUUGGCGGUACUGCCAACUCAUGCAGUGACUUUUCUUCACCGCUGGUGAUCGAGACAGGCUUGUUGCGCUCAGAUGACUGGAGCGGAUGCCAGUUGAUUGAGCCGAGCCAGUCUACCGAGACUGUGCAGGGGAAGCAUCGGCCGGUCAUAUUUCGGCGUCUGCUAGUGCUGCCCGAGGGCGCUGCCGUCAAGCGUGCACGCUUGUAUAUCACGGCGCAUGGCAUCUACGAGGUGCACAUCAAUGGGUUUCGGAUAGGGGACCAGCUUCUUGCGCCAGGAUGGACCUCUUACCAGGAACGCUUGACCUACCAGACGUAUGAGAUUGGACCCCAGUUGCUCGCUGGGCAGCAGAACCAGGUUGAUGUGGAUGUAGCUGAGGGAUGGUUCUGCGGAUCCCUAGCCUUUCUUCGCAAGCACAACCUCUACGGUUCGCGGAUGGGGCUGAUUGCUCUCAUGCUUGUGGAAUUUGAUGAUGGCACGAUUGUGCGGACGGGGACGGAUGAGGAGUGGGUGUGGGCUCACGGGCCGAUGGUUGAAGCUGGCCUACUCGACGGCGUGACGUAUGAUGCUCGUGAAGGACACUCGGCGCGCACAGUAUGGAGGACGGUUCAAACAGGCUGCGACUACUGCAUCACACGCCUCACUGCGCCCGACGGUCCGCCAAUACGGCAGACACAGGAGCUGGCGGUGCGCGAGAUCAUCACGUCCCCAUCUGGGAAAACAAUUCUGGAUUUCGGCCAGAAUUUCGUCGGCUGGGUAAGGCUGAGAUCGGUAUCGGGACCUGCAGGGGCGACUAUACGUUUCCGGCAUGCCGAAGUACUGGAGGACGGCGAGAUUGGGGUUCGUCCCCUGCGAUCUGCCAAAUGCCUCGAUACGCUGAUUCUCGACGGCGCAGCUCCAAUCUCCUGGGAACCCAAGUUCACUUUUCAUGGGUUCCGAUAUGUGGAGGUGGACGGAUGGCCCGCAGAGUGUCCUCUUACAGUCGAGGAUAUUGUCGGGGUAGUGAUCAAUUCAGACAUGCGACGCACCGGAUAUUUCCGCUGCUCGAAUCCCUUGCUCAACCGGCUACAUGAAAACAUUGUGUGGAGCAUGCGAGGCAAUUUUGUCGGCAUCCCAACGGACUGUCCCCAGCGCGACGAGCGACUUGGCUGGACUGGUGAUAUCAACAUGUUUGCCGACACCGCUUCCUUCCUGUUCGACGUCAGUGGCAUGCUAUCCUCAUGGAUGAAGGAUAUGAUGGUGGAGCAAAAUGCUGCGAACGGCGUCGUACCGCUAGUCAUCCCGUAUAUUCUGGGAGAUUUUGGCCCUGGAAAAUCUGCAGAGGCAGUCUGGGGUGACGUGGCCGCCAUGCUGCCGUGGGCUCUAUAUGUAGCAUCGGGAGAUAUCGAGCUGCUGCAGCGGCAUUACCAAAGCAUGAAGGAUUGGCUAAAUGCUAUCCCUCGCUCGACUUCCGGUCUGUGGAAGCAGGCUGGCCACAAACUGGCCGAUUGGCUAGACCCCAGUGCCCCUGCCGACGACCCCUCCAACGCCAUGACAGAUAUGUACCUCGUUUGCGAUGCCUUCCUGGUACAUGUUACGACGCUGAUGGCACGCGUCGCAGCCACAUUGAACGCCCCUCCGGAAGAGCAAGCAUUCUACAAGAAGCAGACUGCCGACCUGCGCGAUGCGUUCGCCCACGAAUAUAUCACUCCUUCCGGCCGCCUUGCAUGCGACACGCAGACGGCUUACGCACUCGCCAUCCAAUUCAACCUCCUCUCCACACCCGAACAGCAGACCCACGCAGCUGAGCGGCUCUCCUUACUCAUCCGUCAGCGAAGUCGCUUCAAGAUCUCCACCGGCUUCGCGGGGACACCAUACCUGGGCCACGCGCUAACCAAGGUCGGCAAGGCCAACGUCUUCUACCGCAUGCUGCUGCACCGUGAAUGCCCCAGCUGGCUCUAUCCCGUUACCAUGGGCGCUACGACCGUCUGGGAACGCUGGGACAGCAUGCUGCCCGACGGCCGCAUCAACUCGGGCGACAUGACUAGUUUCAACCACUACGCCUUGGGCGCUGUGGCUAGCUGGAUGCAUCAGACUAUCGCGGGGCUUGCACCCAUGGAGCCGGGGUGGCGUGUUUUUAAGGUUGAGCCUGUCCCGGGAGGAAACCUACAGUGGGCGGAGGCAGAGUACCGGAGCGUGUACGGAGACUGCCGUGUUAGAUGGGAGAUUAAGAGAGAGGGCAAGCAACAACGUUUAUGGCUGGAGGUGGUCGUGCCGCCUAAUACAAAGUGUCAGGUUUGUCUACCAGGCUCAUCGGACUUGAUUGUUGUUGGUUCCGGGCGGAGAACAUGGGAAGUCGACUAUCAUCCCCAGGAAUGGCCCGUAAGAGCAUUGCAGCCCCCCUUCAGACCUCCGGACGACAUACUGCCAGACAAUGAAGUUGUGCCGCAUGAAUGGUAA
Molecule: messenger RNA, 2691 nt
Organism: Aspergillus lentulus
Lineage: Eukaryota; Fungi; Ascomycota; Eurotiomycetes; Eurotiales; Aspergillaceae
Product: putative rhamnosidase
Biological process (GO): carbohydrate metabolic process
Source: RefSeq, a predicted model, not a curated record